This is a messenger RNA of Daucus carota subsp. sativus, 2393 nucleotides long. RefSeq lists its product as uncharacterized. The record is from RefSeq and is a predicted model, not a curated record. Lineage: Eukaryota; Viridiplantae; Streptophyta; Magnoliopsida; Apiales; Apiaceae. The transcript is spliced from 14 exons. The coding region runs from base 191 to 2014 and encodes 607 amino acids.
AAGGUAGAUACCGCUACAUCAGUUUUAAACAAUUUUAAACGCUAAUUGAGACCCAUAUCCCGCAUCCCCCGCUCUAGACUCCGGUCGUUAUCACCAAGGCUUGAUCUUCGCUGUGAUAAAAUCGAAUUGCAGCACUCCGCGGACUUCAAUCAACAAGGCGGUAGUUCGUUGCAGUACGUUUCCGAGCAUAAUGAGUUCAGGUCGAAGACGAAGCAGUAGGCUUAUAGCAAGCCCGUGGGUGCACAACUGGCCAAAGAAGCCUCCUGCAUUUGUAACAAUUGAUGAUGAUGGGGAAAGCUGCAGAACACCAGGUAUUGUUUCGGGGGGCACUCUGCUUAGGAAGAAAGUACGUGGAAGUGUGUUUGGGAAAUCUCAUGGUGAGGGAUCCACAUCAACAAGAAUGGAAAUACGCAGCCCUAGCCUGGAAGCCAAUAGAAUGAUGAUGAGGGACCAGCUUGAAGAUGAUGAUGCGUUCGUUACGCCUAGAGAGCAAUUUAGCAACUCGGGGAGGAAGGAAACAGAACAGAGUGGAAGGAAGAUGGGAUCGUAUGUUUUGCCUAGAAAAGCUAGGGGACAGAUGGCUUCAAGUGGGAACAAACAACAAAGCCAGGGCACGACGCAUAGGCAUGAUGCGGCUGCGGUUGCUAAGCAGAAGAAGUCAAAAGUUGGCUCAUUGACGCCCAAAAUAUCUGAGGUACUGCAAUUUAAAGAAACACGUAAGCGUGCCGUCAAGGCUAUUUCUACAAGGGCACAUUUAGCAGUCCGUGCAACCACACCUAAGCGGGACCAAGCUAACCAAAGAAGGAGUUAUGAAGGAUAUAUUCAAAAGAAAUUUUCACCACGUAUUCUGGCAGAUGUCAUGCGCAACCUAUCAGAGGCGCAAGCGCAGUGGGUGAAGAGUGCAGGAUUCGGAAGCCUCCUAGGUUUCCGUAUGGAGAUUUACACACACAGGCUUGCUUACAGGAUAGCUGAUGCAUUCUGCAGCAGGACUUGUGAGCUGCGAUUGAAAGCAGGAACGGUUGUAGUCACAGAGAGCCUUGUGAAUAAGAUUCUUGGUCUCCCACAGGGUCCUCUGGAUAUAGAGCUGCAAGAAGGAAAAGUGGGAAAGACUACAUGGGAUGAACAGUAUCGUAGCACCUCGAUUUCUCCGGGCAAGGUUAGGGACAAGUUGAAAAGCAGCAAAAGUGUGGAUUACAACUUCAAAAUGAACUUUCUAAUUCUAGUCUACAAUUUCUUCAUUGAGGCGAACCAGAAUAUGUAUAUAUCACGGCGUCUGCUCAGCUUUGGUGGGAAUAUUGAUGAAUGCGGUAGAUAUAAUUGGUGCAAAUUACUUAUUGAUAAGCUGCGGACAACCCAUGAAUUCUGGUCCGAGGGAAAGGCGUGGAGGAAUUUUGCAGGCCCACUAGCAUUUUUAAUUUUCUGCUAUGUCACCUGUCUUGAAACACCAAAUUUGGUGCGACCAAGUCUUACAUAUCCAACGUACUUAUGUUGGACUAAAACGAUGUUGCGCGAAAGGCAAAACAGGGAGUCAUCCGAGGACACAUUCGGCGUCGGAUCCAUUGUGAUUCUAGAUGAUGAACUUGAGGCAGCGGAUAAGUCACCAAUACCGCAAGGAAUGGAUAGUGUGGCAGAUCAGACGAAUUUUGAGAGAGCUUCAAGCGACAAUGUAGUCCCUGACAGCAUUUCCGGCGACAGUGAAGAAGUGAUUGAUGCAGGAUGUGAGGGCAUGGACGUAGAGCAGGAUAGGAACGGGUGUCCACUCGAUGAGUUAUUGGCGGAGGCGGAUCUAAUGCAAGAAGCCAAUGCAAUUGAGAUAGAACACACACAGCAAGCAUUGACGGAGAGUAGAAAUACAAAUCAUAUAGUGGAGGGUAGCGCAGCACACUAUGGGAGAACUGAAGAGGAGAUAAUGAUGACUGAGAAAGCGGCCAUCCCUACAGCAAGGGAGAGUGCGGGACCUGUUGUGCAAAAAAGCAAGCAGAUGGUGAGGGAUGAGGCUGAUGUCCACCUUUAGGCAAGGGAGACUGCAGGACAUGGGUAUAAAAGAAACAAGGGCAUAAUGAGGGACGAGGCAUCGGGCAACGCGACAGCAAGGGGGACUGCAGGACAUGGUGUAAAAAAAAUUAAGGUUGUGUAUGGAGCGGAUCAUGGAAGACAAGAUAGUCUGACCGGUGAACAAAGCACACAAGCACGUGUGGAUAUUGAAAUCGAGAAGCAUUUCGAGGAAGAGCCAUAUAUGAAGAGAUUCGAAGCAAAUAUGCGGGAACUGGAGGCCAACUAUAAUAAAUGCGUGACAAAUUUCAUCGAGAGUAUGGCUUUAUAUCCAGAAAAUGAAAAGCUUGCUGAAUUGAGAACCCGGUAUCCCAAAUUUUUCAAACUGUUUGCUGAGACAA